This is a messenger RNA of Mercenaria mercenaria, 919 nucleotides long. RefSeq names its product complement C1q tumor necrosis factor-related protein 2-like. Bases 32 to 769 code for a protein of 245 amino acids. The record is from RefSeq and is a predicted model, not a curated record. The transcript has 2 exons. Gene Ontology annotation, molecular function: protein binding. Lineage: Eukaryota; Metazoa; Mollusca; Bivalvia; Venerida; Veneridae.
GUUUUCUAUUCUACAGUCUAUGUGAUGAACAAUGGCUGUUUUCUACAUUUCAUAUUUUAUAUUGCUAUUCGUUUGUUGUUUCUCGGACGCUCUUGAAGAUGAGUCAGUGUUCUCAAAAUUGAAAUAUGACAAGGAAAUGCUGGAGACAAUGGUUAGAAUGGAAGCUAGAAUGAAGAAAUGGGACAAAGAAAGAAAAAUAUUCGAAGAGAAUGUCAUGUCUAUCUUGGAGCAUCGUAGAGAAGAAAUGCAAGAAUCGUUUUCUGCCCAAAACGAAAAGUUACAGAGGAUGUUUGAGGACUACAACGAGAUACGUAAUGAACUAGCAAACACGACUAGUGGUCUGGAGGAGUUAGUUGGAACACUAGGCGGCAAGCAAAAGGUUGCAUUCAACGCAUAUACAACCUCCGGCGGAAGUUACAAUGACAGUCAGAAGAUUAUAUUUCCUCAUGUCCUUCUAAACGCAGGCGGUGGAUAUGACAAUAUCACCGGAGACUUCACGGCACCUACUGCUGGCUUAUACUAUUUCGGCGCACACAUCUGCCAUCAAAAUGCAAAAUACAUGGUUGUCUCAAUCGUCCAUGAAGGCAAAAAAAUUGCGCUUACAACUGAGUAUGAAGACCUUAAACAUAGUUGUAGCUCUGUAAGCGCCCCGGUUAUAAUGAAAACUGGCGAAAAAGUGUUUAUUCAGUGUUCGUAUGGACUUAGCGAGAUGUACGCAGAUACAAUAUACAGAUGGCCUUCCUUCACUGGUGUGCUUGUGAAUAACUGAAAAUCAAAUCACACUGGUCAAAGUUUAACUUUUGUGUCUAAUUGACAAUACUUAUAUUUCAAAUUUUCCUAGAUAAAUAUACCAUUGGAAAAGUGAACAUUUUUUUUACUAAGUUUUGUUUUUAUAUCUUGAUUAAACUUAAUGUUUUGA